AUGGGAAUUCAAAGCGUUUGCCAGGCUAGCGAUGCCUCCUUCGGCCCCGUGGUAGCAACCCAAUGCCGAUCAUUCGAUUUUACCUUGCUUUUCGAGGAUGUCUUUCUAGUUUAUGUUCCUUGUUCCAUCUUUCUUAUCUUAGGCAUCAUCCCAUUUACUAUUAUACAGCUCUUUUUGGUCAGUGAAAUUACCAUAUAUACAGUACUUCCAGAAAAUCAAGAGACAAGAAACAAGGGGUAUGGAUUGAUAACAGCUUCAGAGAUUAUAUAUAUUAAUCUUGCUAUAAUAUUCUAUAAUCAGCAGAUAUAUCAGUAUAUUAUUAGUAUUCGUGGCAGUCUUCUUGCGGCACUUGCAGUAUUAUCUAUCAUGCCUGUCAUUCUCUCCCUGUCACGUAUCCGGGGUAACAUCGCUGGCCCGCUCGACUUUCAACCGGACUGGUACCGUCACGUACUCUGGCUGUGCUGUUUGACCGAGGAGUUUCAAGCUCUGCCAGAACGAGACUUUACCAGAAUCGGAGGACAGGGUUUCAUGCUCAGUGGAGGGCAGAAACAACGCCUGGCCCUUGCCCGUGCCCUUUAUUCCGGCUGUAAGAUGGUAGUCUUUGACGAUAUCUUCAGCGGGCUUGAUGGAGCCAAUAUAAAUAGUAUUUGUGAAAGGCUACUGGACAGGCAUACAGGUUACCUGCGUUCCAGAGGCAUUACUGUUAUCCUAUCGACACAUAAUGCCAAAGUAGCAGCCUUUGCCGAUGAGAUUCAUUUUCUGAAUGAGGGUACAGUCGUGACAUACAAGCCGUCUCCCCCUUCGACACCCUCUUCUGGUCAUCAAAUUUCGUUUCCUGAAGGCCACGACUACGAACAAUUGGCCUCGCCAGAACAGCAGCCUUCUCAAUCUUUCGACGCUGACAUCUCCUCCAAUGACGACAUACUGGAUACAAAACAGGGGGUCUCGCAGCCGGUCAAAGAUCGCUCUGUUUAUCUAUAUUACCUAAAGUCCACAGGGUUGGGGCUUUCAGUUCUUUACAUAGUACUUGUCCUUGUCUUUGCGUUCUGCCAAAAUUUCCCAACACUUUGGCUCAAGUGGUGGUCAGAGGCCAGUACUGAAAGCCCAAACAGGCCACAUUGGAUGUACUUGAGCGUUUAUAUUGCCCUUGGGCUAGGUGCUGUAAUUAUUGGCGCUGCCAGCUCAUGUGCACCGCUCAUCUGGCUUAGCGAGGCUAAUUCAGGCGACAUUCUGAAUCGUUUCAACCGGGACUUGGAACUUACCGACAUGACCUUACCGCUUGCCGCCAUUAACACAACAAAAGCGCUGGGGGCUUGUUUGCUGAAGAUGAUCAUACUGUUCGUCGUAGCGAAGUACAUGUCCCUCACAGUUCCACCUCUUCUGAUAGUAUGCUACUUUCUUCAACGGUACUACCUCCGGACAUCUCGACAAAUACGCCUUCUCAGCAUCGAGACCAAAGCUCCAUUGUAUCAACAUCUUUCUGAGACAUUGAGCGGUGUAUCUACCAUCCGUGCAAUUCGCCGACAACGAUGGUUUGAGAGUAACAACCUCUUGCUUGUGGAUAAUUCACAGAAAUGUGUCUAUACCCUAUUCAUGAUCCAACAGUGGUUGACCCUCGCUAUGGAUCUGUUGGCGAGUGGACUGGUGGUUCUUCUCAUGAUCCUCAUCGUCUUUACCAGGGAUUCGUUCGAUUCGGGCUCAUCUGGAACAGCAAUUGUGACCCUCAUGAGCUUUACCCAGUCUUUAGCACGCUUGCUAAAAUUCUGGUCGCUGACUGAAUCAUGCCUUGGGGCGGUCUCCCGGAUUAAAAGCUUCGGGGAGACCGUGCCGUCGGAAGAGCAGAGUAAACGUUUCGAUGCUAACUCAUUGUUGUCCCUAAAUGAAAAGGUAUCAUGGCCUAGUCAUGGUGAAAUCGAAUUCGAUAAGGUUGUCGCAGCUUACAGAUCUCAUCCCGUUCUGAAAUCAGUCUCAAUGCGCAUCAAGCCAGGGGAUAAAGUCGCCAUCUGCGGACGCUCGGGAAGUGGCAAGUCAUCCCUUGUGUUCUGUCUUGGUGGAUUGCUUCCCAUACAAAGCGGCGCCGUUCGAAUUGACGGGGUCGACAUCAUCAAUGUCUCUUCACAGGAUAUCCUCAAGCAUCUGAGCGUCGUGCCCCAAGAUCCGUGCUUUCUGCCCGGAACCAUCCGGCUAAAUAUCGAUCCUGAUGAGACACUGUCGGAAUCCGCCCUUAUGGCGAGGAAGAGCGUGGUUCUAAUUCUUGAUGAAGCCAUGAGUCGAGUCGAUCUUUCUACCCAAUCGCUCAUGGAACGCAUCGUUGCUAGCCAUUUCAAUCAUUGCACCGUUCUUUCAAUCGUGCACCGAUACGAGAACAUAUCCGCCUUCGAUAAGGUUGCGUUUUUCGAAGAUGGGGAACUUAUGGAAUUUGACAGGCCUGAAUCAUUGCUAUGGAAAGAGACCAGAUUCCGGGCUCUCCAUGUGGCCAUCGCCAAUAAUAGGUAUAAAUCAAGACCAGAUCUCUCCCCACCCCGUCUCAAUAUCACCAUUCCUCCAAACAACGGGCUAGAACGAGGAUACAUUUUCAUCGCCCCGUUCAAUGCCGUUUCCGAGCCGGCACAUCGAGCACCACAGCAGCCUGGUGCGUAUAUAUUCAGUGACGAUGGUGAGCUCGUCUGGUCCGGGUACACCUACUUCUCGACCUGGACAGGGAACUUUCAAGCCGCGCGGUGGAAUGGUCAGGAUGUUCUAGCCGCAUUCGAAGGUGCGCACAAUGGACUCUAUGGCCAUGGUCAUGGUCACCAUGUGCUCCUGAAUCAACGAUAUGAGACGAUCAAAGAACUCCGCGCGGGUAACCAUCUGCUCUCCGAUAAACAUGAGUUCGAGAUCUUGAACGAAUCGACGGCUUUGAUCCAGGUCCAUCACCCGGAGGUGCGAGAUCUGAGCAAUUACACAUCCGACCGGCGGCAACAUUGGAUUGUUAACGCAAUAUUUCAAGAAUUGAAUAUCAAUGACGGCAAAGUGUUGUUCGAAUGGAGAAGUCUGGAUCAUAUUGGCCCGGAGGAAUCUGCUCUCCCGCUUCCCAACAAUCAAGCGGGGAUUGGCCACAAUAGCUCUACUUCCUGGGACUAUUUUCAUAUCAAUUCGGUGACCAAGGGCAUCGACGGCCACUACCUUGUGUCCGCGCGUCAUGCCAGCACCAUUUACAAGAUUAACAGCACAGAUGGCAGCGUCAUCUGGCGACUAGGAGGGUCGCGAUCCGAUUUCGCCCUGGGCCCUAACGUAGAAUUUGGCUUCCAGCAUCAUGCCCGAUACCUUGAUCAGGUCGACAAUAGCGACGUGACAAGGAUAACGCUAUUUGACAACGCCGUAUAUGGCUCUGAAAGUGGCGGUGGCGGUGACAAGGAGGUCCGGAUUUAUCCCUACUCCCGCGGCAAAAUCCUCAGACUGGAUCAUCCGACUCGCUAUGCUUCCCUCGAGUCCUCGUUUAUUCCUCCUGAUCUACUGCUGGUGAGAUCACAAGGCUCAUUGCAAACCCUUCCCAGUGGGAAUGUUUUCAUAAACUGGGGCUCAGAGGGAGCGAUAACCGAAUUUUCUUCCGAUGGAGAACCACUCUACCACGCAUAUCUGGACUCCCGACCGCUCAGUCGCGGCGACGUGCAGAACUACCGGGCCUUUCGGGCAAACUGGACAGGCCUUUCCAGUGAAGAGCCCGCUGUGGUAGCCUUUCAGCGACAUGAGACCCAUUGGGGCAGCGGUGGAACCGAUAUAUACUUAUCAUGGAAUGGGGAUACCGAGACGGUCAAUUGGCGGCUCCAAUUGCAAGUGGACACCAGUGACAGCUUACCGGAUGGAUGGAACGAGGAUGUUCGGAACGGAGAACUCGAGACAAAUGUGGCACGGCGGGGAUUUGAGACAGUCCAUAAUGUACCCUUUGCACUGCGUAGUAUUCGCGCAGAAGCUAUUGCUGCAGAUGGAACAGUUCUUGCCUCGUCUAGGCGAGUGCAAGUACAGGCAUGGGAGGUCUAUCAAUACCUGCUCGAGGAGGACAACGUUGAAGUUGCUGAUCUGAAAGUAUCAUCACCUGGGUCGCGCCUGCGCCCGUUGCUGUUCCAGAAAGCCGAUCAGUUGUGACACGCUAUAUGAUCGUCAAUACAACAUCAUCCUAGUGCACACAUAAUUAACGGAUAAUUUUGGGGCUUAAUGACAAGUUGUAGUAGCAUAGGCAGGCUUUUCG
Messenger RNA from Aspergillus neoniger CBS 115656, 4228 nucleotides. RefSeq lists its product as uncharacterized. Gene Ontology annotation, biological process: transmembrane transport. Gene Ontology annotation, cellular component: membrane. Bases 1 to 4125 code for a protein of 1374 amino acids. The transcript is spliced from 17 exons. Lineage: Eukaryota; Fungi; Ascomycota; Eurotiomycetes; Eurotiales; Aspergillaceae. Gene Ontology annotation, molecular function: ATP binding; ABC-type transporter activity; ATP hydrolysis activity. The record is from RefSeq and is a predicted model, not a curated record.